Messenger RNA from Coccinella septempunctata (seven-spotted ladybird), 2309 nucleotides. It is a transcript of the gene Mtmr6, whose product is annotated as myotubularin-related protein 6. The transcript has 11 exons. Gene Ontology annotation, molecular function: metal ion binding; phosphatase activity. Bases 143 to 2158 code for a protein of 671 amino acids. NCBI's taxonomy places the organism in Eukaryota, Metazoa, Arthropoda, Insecta, Coleoptera, Coccinellidae. Gene Ontology annotation, biological process: dephosphorylation. The record is from RefSeq and is a predicted model, not a curated record.
AUAAUAAAUAUAUUUGACAGUUCACUUCAAAAAAACAUGAAAACAGUUUUAAUUAUUUAAUUUCGCAUUGAAUUAUAUGUAUAAUAGUUGGAGGUCGGCUAUAUUUAAUAUUAAACAUUAAUCAUUCUCACUUUGGUUCUCGAUGGAAAUCAUAAAGACCCCAAAAAUUGAAAAUGUUCGAAUGUUGGAUAGAUAUUCAAAAACUCCUUCACAAGGAACAUUGUAUUUAGCGGCAACGCAUUUAAUUUUUAAGGAUCCUGAUGAAAAGAAGGAAACUUGGAUACUCCUGAUGCAUAUUGCUAAUGUAGAAAAACUCCCACUUUCUACUACAGGAUCGCCCUUAUUAAUCAGAACAAAAACUUUCCUUUCUGUAACUUUUGUCAUACCUAAAGAGAGGGAUUGUCAUGAUGUAUUUACUGCUUUGAAUCAGUUGUCUCAACCAGCGAAUAUUGAGGAUUUAUACUGCUUCACAUAUACUGUUAGUGUAAGUGAUUCCUCCAAAUCUAGAGGAUGGGACUGCUUCAAUUUAUUAGCAGAGUACCAAAGAAUGGGGGUGCCUAAUGAACAUUGGAGUCUAACUGAGCUUAAUAGAGAAUAUAAGCUUUGUGAUACCUAUCCAAGGCACCUUUUUGUUCCAAAUACAGCAAACAAUUCAGUUUUACUUGGCAGCUCCAAGUUCAGAGCUAAAGGAAGAUUACCAGUACUAUCUUAUAUUCAUCACAAUAAAGCUAGUAUAUGUAGGUGUAGUCAGCCUUUGUCAGGCUUCAGUGCUAGGUGCUUGAAAGAUGAAAAAAUGCUUUAUCAUAUUGCUAAAACUAAUACCAAUUCAGCUAUUAUGUAUGUGGUGGAUACUAGGCCAAAGAUCAAUGCUAUGGCGAAUAGAGCAGCAGGUAAAGGAUAUGAGAAUGAGGCUUUUUAUGAAAAUAUAAAAUUUCAAUUUUUGGGCAUUGAAAACAUACACGUGAUGAGGAGUAGUCUGAAUAAGGUAGUUGAAACUUGCGAACAGAAAAAUCCCACAAUGAACAGUUUUCUCAGUGGGAUGGAGUACAGUGGUUGGCUGAAACAUAUCAAAUCGAUAUUGGAUACAUCUUGGUUUGUUGCUCAAGCAGUUGAGGAAGGAGUGACAGUUUUGAUACACUGCUCUGAUGGAUGGGAUAGAACUGCCCAAGUGUGUUCUUUGGCAUCCCUACUACUUGAUCCUUUCUAUAGAACAUUGAAGGGAUAUCAGACACUGAUCGAGAAAGAUUGGCUGUCAUUUGGACACAAAUUUUCCGAAAGAUGCGGCCACAUUCAAACAGACAGCAAAGAGAUCUCUCCUAUUUUCACUCAAUUUCUGGAUGCGACUUGGCAGUUGAUGCAGAACUUUCCUUGUUCCUUUGAAUUCAAUGAACACUUUCUGCUUACUCUACAUGAUCAUGUUCAUUCUUGUCAGUAUGGAACCUUCAUUGGAAAUUGUGAGAAGGAAAGGAUUGAGCUCAGAUUGAACGAGAGAACAUAUUCAUUCUGGGGUUAUGUAGAAAAUAAUGCAGAGGAAUGUUUUAAUCCUUUAUAUUCUAUAGAUGAUUCGCCAGGUCUGCUAGUUCCAAAUUUAUGUCCUCAGAACAUAAGAUUUUGGCGUGGAAUGUACUGUCGCUUUGAAAAUGGUGUACAUCCGAGAGAACCUCAGGAGGACUUGGUUCUAGCCGCUUAUGAUCAUACCAAUUUAUUGGAAAAUCAUUUCAAAUUCCUUUCCAAGAAAUUAACAGGACUGAGGAAUAUGAUAAUGAAGAAGAAAAAUCAAACCAGAGAAAUAUUAAAUGACCAUGUUAAUGUUGUGAAUAAUAGAUAUUUGAGGAAUAAUUCCUCGAGUGCUAUGGAACCCACCCAGGAACAUCCUUUAAAAAUUGAUUUCAAAGCAAGUGAUUCAAGAACGUCCGAUGAGGAUGUAGAUGGAAUUGAAAAGGAUCUCGAGAAUGUGGCAAUAGACUGGAAAUUGAUGAAUAGGGCCACUGAAUGCAGUUGUUCAUCUCCAUUUGAUAAUUUAAGUAAAAAGAAUUACUGCAGAAAAUGUGGUGAGGUCUUUUGUAUGAGAUGCAUUACAAAAAAAGAAAUCCCUGGACAAAUUGCACAAACUCCUAUACCCAUAUGUAAAUCAUGCUGUGAAAGUUUGGAGAGUUGAAGUGAGAAGAAUUCCAAUUUUGUGAUAAUUUUCAAUGUCAAAUUUAUUUAUUUGUUAUAAAUCAAUUUUAAAUGAUAUGAUAUAGGUUAUUUAUACAUCGAAUGUAUUGAAUGAAAUUAAAGCUAUUCAAUAAUAAUAAUUCUUGUUCAAA